Messenger RNA from Racocetra persica, 504 nucleotides. The record is from the annotation of a GenBank genome assembly. Lineage: Eukaryota; Fungi; Glomeromycota; Glomeromycetes; Diversisporales; Gigasporaceae.
GAAUCUUCUGUACAUACUCUUCGUAUUACGGCUACUACCAUUGAAUUUCUUGACAAUCAAGAAAACCAAGUUCAAAUAGAAUAUGCCCCUGAAUUGGUUGAAGGAGAUCGAAUGCCCCUUUAUAUUGAAGAUCUUCAUAGAUUAGGAGAUCCCGUAAAAGAACUUGACCAAUUAGAUCCGGUAACCUUACUCCAAUAUUAUUAUCAAUUAGGAGAAAGAAUGGCUGUGUAUAAUUGGAACUCUUAUGUUAGAGAAGAGAUGAAAGACCAAUUUACCUCGGGAAAAUAUCGUAACGCAUUAAGAACAGCUCGACGAGUAUAUACUCUUUAUAAUAUUAGAGGAGUACAUAACUUGCUGGUAACUCAACAUCUAUCCGCUAAUAUCCUACACGCAAUGAAUAAAGCAAAUUUUAAUACUUUGUGUGAAGAAGCUAAAAAGGGACUUGAAAAAGAGAAUGAGCAUUUAGUGAAUCAAAAUAUAAUGCUCGCAGGAGCUCGCGUUUAA